AUGUCCUCUUUUGAAGAAAUGUGCCUGCUGUAUCGUGGACUUCCGCUUACCAGAUUUUCUUUCUCAGAGGAUUUAAAGUUUUUUGAAGAAUUCAUCUUUAAAGAUGAUGACAUUUUACUUGUCACAUACCCAAAGUCAGGCACAACAUGGAUGAAGGAGAUCCUCACCAUGGUGCUGAAUGGUGGAGAUCCAACCCCAUGCCAAACCAUUCCCAACUGGGAGAGAGUCCCAUGGCUGGAACAAAGAAAAAUGAUAGAAUUUGUGUUAAAGCUGACAUCUCCACGUUCACUCUGCACACAUUUUCCCUGCAAACUGAUGCCCUCUUCCUUCCACACUUCCAGGGCCAGGGUGAUCUACGUCAUGAGGAACCCAAAGGACGUCUUGGUGUCUUCAUACUACUUCCACCAGAUGGCUUCUUUCCUCCAAGAWCCAGGAAGUCUUGAUGAGUUCAUGGACAGAUUUCUGAAAGGCAGAGUGAUAUUUGGAAAAUGGACAGAUCAUGUGAAGAGCUGGAAAUCUGCAGAGCUGGGAGACAGAAUAAUGUUCAUCACGUAUGAAGAAAUGAUUCAAGACCUUUCUGCAGCUGUUAGGCGUCUUUCAAACUUCCUGGGCCAUAAUCUGAGUGAAGAAGUCAUCCAAAAUAUUGCAGAGUACAGUUCUUUUAAAACCAUGAAGAACAAUAAAAUGUCCAACUUCACCCUGAUCUCCAAGGAGGUUCUGAACACUGACAAGUCUGUUUUCUCGAGGAAAGGAAUAAUGUGA
Messenger RNA from Austrofundulus limnaeus, 762 nucleotides. Its product is annotated as sulfotransferase family cytosolic 2B member 1-like. The transcript has 6 exons. Lineage: Eukaryota; Metazoa; Chordata; Actinopteri; Cyprinodontiformes; Rivulidae. Bases 1 to 762 code for a protein of 253 amino acids. Gene Ontology annotation, molecular function: sulfotransferase activity. The record is from RefSeq and is a predicted model, not a curated record.